Messenger RNA from Porites evermanni, 11255 nucleotides. Lineage: Eukaryota; Metazoa; Cnidaria; Anthozoa; Scleractinia; Poritidae. The record is from the annotation of a GenBank genome assembly.
UUUGAGCAACGUUACGUGCUCGGAUCAUUAAAGACUGUCCCUAAGCACAAACUGAAGGGACACCAAAUUAAGGCAGUAAAAGGUUCUUCGUUGUUGUCUUGUGCCCAUUCGUGCCUAGCGGAGCCCACAUGUGUUUCAACGAACUUUGGAACCUCAGAGAAUAAUCAGUUUGUCUGUGAACUAAACAAUCGUGGUGUAUCGUUACUUCACAAUGAGGAGCUUACCUUUGAAGACGGAUAUACAUUUUCUCUCUACUUCAAAAUUUCCUUAAUAGACAUUAACUUGAAGGUAAGGAUCACGUAAUAGAAACGAAAUACCGCAGUGGAACCUCCAUGUAACGAAGUCCUCGGUAUAACGAACGAUUUUCUUUACCCCAGUAAUAGUAAAAUGUAUGGAAAAGUACUUCGAUGUAACGAAACCUCGUUAUAGCGAACACAUUUUGUCAGUCCCUUGGCACUUUGUUAUAUCGAGGUUCCACUGUAUAGCAAAGUUAGCUUUGCUUCUGUUAUGACUUGGAGAUGGCCGAAUAACUGAUGCUUAAAUUUUUUUUAACAUUUUAUUGUUAUUAUUUUUGUCCGUAAUUCUAAAUUAACCAUAAGUUUUUCGGCCAUCGAAGCAAGGCUAACUUUGCUAUACAGUGGAACCUCGAUAUAAGCAAGUGCCAAGCGGCUGGCAAAAUAAUGGAAGGAAAAAAAUUAUAUUGAAAGUUCAAAAACUGCGGCCACAAUUCUAUAUUUAGUGUACUCUUAUAUUAUUAUUUUUUUUUCAUUGAUGAUAGAUAAAAUUAUUGUAGAAAAAAAUUAAAACUGUUAAGCAUGUUUUUUUGCUUUUAACAAUAAUUACGAGGACAUUUGAGUCCUUGAUAUGCACAGAACUAAAUGACAUCAAUUCCUUUUUAUGGAUCCUUGUGGAGAGACUCAGAGUUGAUGAUAAUGGGGGUCGCAAAAUCUUCGAGAAAACUUUUAAAAUCGCAAAAAUUAAGUUCACUGAUAAUAUACGUAUUAAAGAAAAGACUCAUUCACACUUUUUAAAGAGUCGAGCAUCCGCCUUGUGACAAAUCCUACAUCAGUCACAGCCCAGCAAUUUUUUUAAGAGACUUCAGCUUUCGUUGUUGACAACUAUGAAGGGUUCUCCAAUAGUAUACUAGGAAGCCGAAGACUGGGAUCAUUUGCCCACCUACCCCUUCCAUAAGCCAACAUUUUGCCUUAAGUGAGAAGUAAGUGUUGAUGUUGGUGUAGGGGAGGGGUAGGUGGGCAGUUUCCCAGAAACGUAUAAUAAUCCAAGAACUGUACAGUGGUCAUGAAGCUUUCACGUUCAAUCAGAGUAAAAAGACGUUACUUGGCACGUUAAAUGUGCUAUUAGGACGGAGCUCAUUACUCCGCAGAGCGAGCAACUCACAUACUAGGCUUACUUUAGACUCUCAGCUCCGUACAUGUGUAAAUCGGAAAGAUAUUUUUAAAUGUUAAGAAAAAUUAAGAAAUGUUAUCCGGUCGGUAAAUUUCCUUACACGUUUACGGAAUUUAUAUACUGGUGUACAUUUGCGCAAAAAGUAAACUGCCCUAGGGAUCCUGGUGCUUACUGUCCGACGGCUGCCACAAUGAGAACUACUAGAACGAAGACUGUGAUCGUGAACUGUUUUCCCAACUGCUGUUAAUUUUCUACCGCAUUUUUUUUUCUUGCGCUGCGAAUUGUGCAGUCUAAACAGCUCAGGAUUUCAGUUUGUUCCGAUUCAAGCCUUAACCAAUAUUAUCAUGGUCAGUUAACUUAGCUGGUCAUCUUUGGUUUGCAGAGCGGCAGACCAUCUUGAAUUCGAUCUCCGCACUGGCCUAGUACGUACUCAAGGUAUUGUGUAAAAAAAGGGCUGUCUUUGCCACGAAACGGCUAGACCUUUGCUGGCUCGAUUGUCAUGCAGGUAGAAAUCGCGGUCCAGUCUCCAUGAGGCUACGUAAAAACAGUUUCCUAAUUUAGUACUUUCGUGCUAGACACGUUAUUAGACACUUUAAUAAAGUCGAGUAAUUUUAUUAAUUUACUUAAAUGAACUGGCAGUAGUCUAUUCUUCUCUUCUCUUUGCCUGGUUUGUUACAGGAGGGCUGCAAGCAGAUGACAUGUCUCAACCAAGGCCAAUGUUAUUUUAACCAAGAAAACCAAAAGUUCCGUUGCAAAUGUUUUCUCCCAUGGACAGGAGAGAGUUGCCAAAUAAAGACAGGUAAGACGUUAACCUUUUUAAUCCAAAUGAAAUGAGCCCAGGGAAAUUCUCCAAAUUAUUUUUCAAUUGAUGCAUGAUCAGACUGAAAUGAUACAAGAAUGCUUACAGCCAAUAAGCAGCCAUGUUUUAUUUUUGACUGAAAACAAAUCGCUGGUACAUGACCACCAAUAGCAGCUAGGAGAGCUUCUUUUCAGCGUUGAACAAUAUUUGGCAGCUUACUAAAAUUAAGACAUCUUAAAAUAAUGAUAAUCUCGGCUUUAAAUGCCAAUCCAAACCCAAACACACUCACACCUAGCAUCCGAUAGGCAUAUUGGAUUUUUUCACGAAAAUGUAUUUUUCGCCAUUUGAGGACUUGCUGUAUUCCUGCCUUGAACAACAACAACACAGACUUUGUUAGACUGAACACUCACAGUAACACUGAUUCCAACACUCAGACCAACGUCAGCUCUGGCCAAGUUACGACAGGGACUAUAAAUAGAUCGUUUUCACUCACGUGACAAAAUCCCUGACAACGGUUGCUACGCCGCCAUAUUUGUGUACAGAUAUCGUAAACAAAUCGACUGCUUUCUUUGAAGGAAGAUGGUGUUGUGCUUGAUUGUGGGCUGUGGAAAUAGAAGUGGACGGGAUAAAGGAUUAUAUUUUGCCAAAGUACCUUCGAUCAUUGAAAAUCAAGGAAAAGAAGCGAGAGAUUUGUCAGAAGAAAGAAGAUCGCGGUGGAUUUUGGCGAUCAGCAGGGACGACCUCACCGAUACCAUUUUGGAGAACGAUCGCGUGUGUGAGAAGCACUUUGUUUCUGGAAGAGCCGCAAAACCAUGGGAUAAAUUCAACGUUGACUGGGUCCCAACUCUGAAUGUGGGACAUAAUAAGAAGACCAGCCGAACAGAUCGAGAACAAGCGGCAAAAAGAAGUGAGAGGGCAAGAGAACGCGAGCUUGUAAAGAAGCCGGCAUUUGCUAAAAGAGAGAAGGAACUCGAAGCCGAGAGGGAAGUGAAGAGAUCAAAACUUACCGAACCAGGGCAGCAAAUUUUUGAUUUAAACUUCGACUUUAGCACAGAAGAUAGUCUGGAGACUCCUACAGCGAAAGGAACACAAACCGACACGAAGUUAUGUGUGGACACUGGCACACAAUCCGAAGAGUUUGACUACCUUGUCAGCCCACCGAACAUUAAACCUCCAUUUGAUCAGUGGGAAUUUAAGAGUGACAACGAGAAAGUCAAGUUUUAUACAGGACUUCCUUCAUUCCAUAUCCUUAACACUGUUUUCUUGCAAGUUUCUCCACACGUAAGCCGUAAAUCACAAAAUUUGACAUCAUUUCAGGAGUUCAUUAUGACACUGAUGAAGCUGAAACUUGACAUGCCUUUCAAAGAUUUAUCUUACCGUUUCAAUGUGUCACUGCCGACAGUUUCAAGGAUAUUUUCUGCAUGGAUGGUUGCUUUGGAUGUCAGACUGUCACCCCUCAUCAAGUGGCCCGAUCGAGAAGACUUGUGGCAAACAAUGCCACAGUGCUUUCAUGUUUCAUUUGGCAAGAAAACAACAGUAAUUAUCGAUUGUUUUGAAAUUUUUAUAUGCAGGCCAUCUAAUCUUCUCGCUAGGGCACAGACAUUCUCUUCCUAUAAGCAUCAUAAUACUGUCAAAGUAUUAAUUGGAAUAACUCCCCAAGGAACUAUUUCCUUUGUUUCAAAAGCAUGGGGAGGGAGAACAUCUGACAAAUUUCUUACUGAAAAUUGUGGAAUACUGAAAAAGCUUUUGCCUGGAGAUCUGAUUUUGGCAGAUCGUGGCUUCACAAUCCACGAAAGAGUGAUGUUUCAGCAAGCCCAACUGGCCAUUCCUGCCUUUACCAGAGGAAAAGAUCAACUUGAUCCUGUGGAUGUUGAGAAAACAAGAGGCAUUGCUAACGUACGCAUUCAUGUAGAGAGAGUGAUUGGACUACUUCGCAGGAAAUUUACCAUUUUGUCUGGAGUCUUGCCCAUUGACUUUUUAACAUGCAAGCCGGGUGGAACUGAAAAUGAAUCAGUACCCAUGAUUGACAGAAUCAUCACUGUAUGUGCUGCACUUAUUAAUUUAUGCCCAGGCAUUGUGCCUCUUGACUGAACUUUUUUAAAAGAAACUAUUAUACUAAGGAGGAAAAGCAUUUUAAUCACCACUCAGCAUUAUGAAAAUGUUAAUAUAGACAAAGGAAAUAAUCAUUUCCCCUUCCACCCCUCCCCCUUCCCCACCGGCCUCCAGUUACCUUGCCUCAAAACACAUUUUUGGAAUAAGUAAUAUUAUAUUGAAUACAUCAUCAAAAUAUUUGGAGGGGUGCAUGGGAUAUAGCCAUAAGUGACUCCAAGAUAAUUUGAAAUUUUAUGUUGUUUUAGUAUAGGUGAUCAUACGGCUUCAAGUUCAAUUUGGAAUUAAUUUGCAUGAGUGAGUUUUUCAAAAAGGUGAAAUUUCACCAGCCGCUUUGGCGAGUACAAUUUCAGCUUUUUUGAAAAACUCACAAGUGCAAAUUAAUUCCAAAUUGAAUGAGAAAAAUUGUAUGAUUACUUAUUAAUAAUAUAAAUAUGAAAAGAGUCGCGUGUACGAAGUGCCGGAGCAAACCUUUCUUGAUUAAAUGUGGCCCACAUUUUUUCUCACUCGACAAAACUUUUUUCAAAGUUUCUGCAAAAAGUUUUCCUGAUCAUGUUACGUGAUAUCAUUGGCUUAGAAGAUUUCCUAUAGUCUUUCAGCCAAUCAGAAUCCAGAAUUUCGAUGUGUAAUUUGCAUUGCUGUUACACCUUUUGCACUUGUGUUUCACUUUUUGCAGUGGUGUUACAGUUGAACUGCACUGCUCUCAGUUAAUCAAAAUUGAGUAAUUUUUUCAUGUAUUUCAUUACAAUAUUUAAGUACAAGACCUUAUGAAAGAAAAAUCAGAGGUCACUAAAGGCUUCAUUAUAUCCACCCCUCAGUUAUUGUAAGUGUAAGGUGGUGUAAUAAACAUUAAAUUGAAUUGUUUCUGUUAACCGAAUGUUUGUCAUUCACAAAGAAAUUCAAGUGGUAGGGAAAAGGUUCAUGCAACCUCUUUUCAGACACUGAAUCAAAUGAGGACGCAUUUUAGGAACAUCAAAAGUAACAUUGCAUGGAUUUUGCCCAUACACAAGACAUGUUGCAAAUGCAACUGCAAACACGCCACAGUCACUGCCAUUGGUUUGUUGCUGAACUGGCAUGUUUGUAAUUCUGUUUAAGUUUGGACCAUACAAAUUCUGGGCAAGUUCCUGUAUCUCUUGAGUUAUCACUGGUUUCAUGAGACUGUCCAGUAACUGCACUUCACCAGGGGGGCAUCCAAUCGAGGUCAAACACACCCAGUGAUUAUUGCCUACAUGCAGAAGUUGAAUAAAUUCUGAUGUCAUUGUGUCAAACUGUCUGACAGGACCAAGUGUUGGUCUCUGAAACCCUUCAAUGUUUGGAUUGAUCUUUUGCAACAGUAGCUGUGCUUCAUGGACAAUUGAGCAGUCCAGCCAUCCAGUGGGGGAUGCAAUGAGGUCAAACUCAGCUUGACCAAGACUUCCAAGAGACUUGUGUUUGUUAUGGGAUGUUGCAUGUUUUACUGUUUUUACGAAAGUCACGUCAGCUGAGGAGGUUGAGGAAGAUUUUCCUUGUUUCAUGUUGCUUCCUUUGCAAGCUGGGCAAAGCCAAGUGGUAUUACUAUUAUUCGGCAUACGUUUUAGGUUGAUGCAUGGCAAAUGAAAAAAAUUACCAUUUUGGCAACUAGAGUUGUGGCACUCUAAGAGCCUGUCGGUUAAGUUUGGUUUCUGUUUACACACACAAACAGAAUCUAAUCUCAGAGCAUCUGCUUGUGCUGUAAUUUUCUUUCCUUUUUUUGCCCUCUUAAACUCUGGAUUUGUUCUACAGUUUGGGCAGUACCACAACUGGGGAAUACUGUCAAUGCCCAAACAUGUGGGAUGGAACUGGCCAAUUUGACACUUUGGGUUGCAGCAGCUUAUGGUGUCUUCAGUCGUUGCUGUUCUGCAAUAACAAACUGAGUCGGUCACUGCCGGUUUAUCAUAAUGACACCUGGAAUACCACCUUCCAAGCACCUCGGGUAAAAUGCAUUUCCUCCAAAAAUUAGUUAGCUUUGGUACCACAGCUUUCCAGUGAUCUGCAUCAGGCAAAAUUCUCUGUUGCACAUGCUUGGCUUUCCCAUCAUGAUCAAAUGCACAAACUACAAAGUCACAGUACUGUUUCCUCCUGGUAAAGAUUUGUUGUUGGCACUGGUAGAAAUAUUGGUGACUUUUCUUUAAGUUAAAGUUACCAGUACUGUCCUUUUCUAGACAAGAUGAUGGUGUCAACACAUAGCUCUCGAAAUUGCAAUUUUCAACACACAGGGGGCAUUUCACUUCACCACAACCUUCACCGCAGCAGUCACAGGAACACAGGAAGUCAGGAGUAGCAUGUAUCCAGGGAUACUCUUCAUUUAUCAUUAGCCCACAUUUGACAACUUUAAAGUUUACAUGUUUCUGUUUCAUUACAUUUUCAUAUGCAUUUAUUGCAUCCUGUUCAUGUUUACAGCCAUGACAGACUGCUUCUGUGUUUAGCUUGGUCAGUUCAGGAUAACAAAUUGACUGAAUAAGGGACUGAGAGGGCAAAGCAGGAUUUGUUUUACAUACUGCUUUGCUCUGGGAAGCCCCAAUUCUGCCAGCUCUGUGUUUAAAAAAGUUGUUCCCCCUUGCCUGGCUUAUGGUGUCCCUCUCCACUUGUUCAAUCUGCUCCUUGGAAAGUUGAACCUUUACAUUACUGCAAACCUUUAACAGUCCCGGAUAUGUUAACUGCAGAUACUUUUUAUCGAAAAGAUCAUUGAUUGUUGGGAUUGAGCGACUUUUGAGGACAUAACUUUGUGCAAACUCAGGAAUUAGACUAAGAGCAAUGGGUUUGCUUUCACUACACUUGCUAAGUUCUGCGUAAAAGGCGUCCAUCUCUGCUUCUGUGGGUGGUGAAAUUUUCUUUCCAGAACUAGCAUAACCUGGGAUUGGAGAAUAAGUCUCCAGUGGAUCAGAAUUCGAAACUCCCGGUUGAAGGUUAGAUAUUUUCGAAUCUAAGUCAGUUUUCAUUUUCUUAGCGGAAGUAAAGUUUAUAUCCCGUGCCAUUGAGUACUCCACGUGGUCUACGUACGCGGGAAGAAGCCACGAGCAUUUAACUUGCGUACACGCAAGUUUUCCAUUUAUCUUCGUCCAUGCUUCUAAGUAAAACAAAACGCUUGCGAUGUGCGAACAUGAUUCCGCUAACCCGGCCUUGCAACCUAGGCAAUGAGCAGAUAAAACUGUUCCUUCUCUUUCUGUUAUAAUCCAGAUAGGGAUCAAAGAGUCAUUCAUUCUUUGCGAAUGUCUUACUUUGGCUAACACAACAAACUUGUUCGCGAUUAUGUGGCCUUUUACGCUGGUAAUAAAUCCCGAAACCAUUUGAUUAUAGGCUUCCAGGCUUCGGAAAGCUUUAAACUGUUGUUGCGUAUAGAAGCUCGUCUCUAACACCAGAUAAAAAAGAAGAUCUGUGCAUUCCACAGGAGGCAGGCAGUCUGGUUCAAAAUUCUUACUCUCAAUGAGCACGGGAUCGAUUCCAAUCGCCGAAAUUUUCUCCAUAUAACGCUGCUUGACUCGUAGCUCUAACUUCUUGGCGUACUCAGAAAGAGGAAUAAAGCUAGUUCCAUCGGGAUUUCCACUUAACUUUGCUUGAUCUGCUGAAUUAUUCAUUUUAAAGGCAAAAAUGAUAGAUGUGACUCACAUUUGCAUAUGUUUAGACUAUCCAAAGUUGUACACAAAUAUGGCGACCGGAAAUGAUGUGACGUCACAUGAAAACGAUCUAUAAGACAAAGACAAACCGGAGGAAAGACAGGGAGCAGUAUACAAGAUCAAAUGCUGCGACUGCCAAGCUACUUACAUUGGUGAAGCCGGCAGAAACCUUAGCACGCGACCGACCGAACACAAACGAGCGACGAGAAAUGGUGACGUCAACAAUAACAUCGCUGAACACCAUUUACAGACGAAACAUCAAAUCGACUGGGGCUUUGCGACAUGUAUUACGUAUUCUACAGACUACUAUCAACGACUCACUUUAGAAAGCUGGUUUACUAGCUUAGAACCAACGCCACUGAAUAGUAGUCAACAGUUACCGGCACUGUACAAACGAUUUAUUCACGAAAUCAAGCAAAACUAACUACGAGAGAACGACUGGACAACUGACAAUUUGACUAACAAUAGACGACUGUUUGACUCUGACAAUAGACGGAUCGAAACGCACCAAUUACAUUACGAGUCUUCAUAACCAAUAACAUCACGGCUUAGCUGACAGACCGCGACCAACAACAUCGCAAAGUAAUUGACCGAUCAGGCCAAUAACAAGAGUAUAAUACCAUCAACUGACGUGGUACAACUCACUUUGACUCUGUAAUUGAGUACUGCACAGGUUGUCCAAACGUCAGUCACUGUCAACAGCAACACUCCUAUUCAGGACUCCUUUUUCACCGGGACGAUCAGUCUCAACCUCCUUUUUAAACAAUAUUACAAGUAUACCCGGAUUUUUAAAAACCGGGCUAGCAAAAAGAAUCAACUCCUUCUACUACUUGACAAUUUACAAACAAUGAAAAAUCAUUCAAAGGCUGAUAUUAAAAACCAGUAUCUGAUGCCAGGCAGUAAGUAAGAGGUCCCUGAUAGCAGCUCACUGAGUCCAAAUUUUAGAACAUUUAUUCAGUAAUCUGACUUAGUGAAGUUUCAAAACGGUGUCAUUUCAGUCUAUAAAAUAUUUAGUAGAGUGAAAUGCAGUCAAAAAGUGCCUGGUUGAGGGUUACAUAACAACUUAAAUAUCAUGCUAUUUUCUCGAACUGAUAAAUGACAGAAUUUGGCAUGGAAUAGAUUUUCCUGAGUCGAGUUUUCCAAGACACAUUCACCUGAGCUAAACACCGACGAAGCGUUUGUUUUUAUAGCUGGAACAGAAACUUUUAGUGCAACGACUGAGCCACGAAAUCACAACCUGUGUUCUUUCUAUCAACACCAUCCGGAAAUCACACAAAUAUGCACUUUCGUGGCGCUGAUAAGACUAUCCACAAUCACGCAUAAUCUUUUCACGUUGAACACAAGCCAUAUCUCAUGAAAUAACCAGGAAAAACUCACUACAGGUUUUUGGCAGAUAAACACCUCUAGACGUUUCUCUUACACUCGUCUUAUUCAAGCUCCGCUCUGUCACUAGACUCCUCACUCUGUCGGCAGACCAGCAUAAACUCUGUUUUCACACCAGAAAAAAAGUCUUGGCCAAAUAGAUUUGACUCUUAUUUUAGCCUUGUUUUCGAGGCAAAACUUUUUUGUCACCCGGGAAAAGCGAGCAGUAUCAUACCUUUCUGUUUCAGCGCCGAUCAGGGUGAUUGGUAGUCAAAUGAAAAGAGAGUACGGGAAGACAUUGGACGAUGCAGACCGCUCUGCGAAUCGUAUUUAUCACAUAUAUGUCCCAUCUGACAGCUUUGCAUGAUACCCUCCGGGAAACUUUUCUAGGCUCAAGGUGACAAACAACGAAAUAUAAACUACUGCUAAGCGCUUCGGCAUCGAAACCAGCUUUAGGCGCGCACUAAUUUCAAAUAACUGUCACUUGUGUUAGAGAGCGAGAUCUGGGUAGAGACGGGAAAAGACCAAAGAGGGAGGGGGCGGGGUAGAUAGAAAGUGAAUUCGCGAAAUUAUAUCUACAGCCACUUCUACAAAAAUCCCUAACUACCAACCAAGAAAAGAUACGACAUAAACAAAACCACACAGUAAACAAGCUAAGACAGAGGAAGUUAAGAUAAAUUACAAAAUGUUUGCUACCCCGGUUUUUAUAAAUCCGGGUAGAAGUAAUACAGGGAAAAUCUAGGAGAUCUGGCAUGUUAGUCACAACUAUCAUGGCAGCUUCUUUCAACACUUCACAACCACCUUGUGAUCGGUGACCUCCUUAAAAAUCUCAGGUCAGCGGUUAACAUUAUUCAAUUCCUUCAAACCCUUUCAAACAACCACGGACGAAAACGCCGAGCAACUGGAAAAAAUAAAACUAUUCUAGGGAGAGGACGUAUAUAUACUUCCUCGGUACCGGGAACUUGUCUCUUUGGACGUAUAUAUACGUCCUUGGCAUUAAAAGGAUUACGAGUGCCACAAAAACCCGAAAUUCAUUAUCUUCUUAUUUUCUCCAUUUAUAUAACCAUUCACAGCCACUGAAUAAGUGAGUUUGUCUUUAUUUCCGCCUCACAGACAUUUACUAUAACUUUACUUCUCUUGGAGCUACGGGGAGAUUUGGACCAACCAGUAAUGCACAUUACCGAGGCACCUCGCUGCAAGGGAUCUCAGUUCAAAAGGGCCUACAAACGUGGAUUGUUCCAGUGACGGGCCAGUAUCAAGCUGAGCUGUGUGGAGCUUCAGGAGCGGACAAUGGGUUUUAUAACACCAGAGGUGGAAGAGGCGCCAAAGUAAAAGGAAGCGUUCAUCUGCAAAAGGGAACACAGCUGAGGGUCUUAGUGGGGCAAGAAGCAACUGGUGGGGGUGGUGGGGGUGGUACGUUUGUUGUAUUUGCUGCAGAUGGCAAGCCUUUAGCUGUGGCUGGGGGUGGGGGUGCAGCUGAAAUUGUAGAUGGUGAUCCUGGACAAGCAAGUGAAAAAGGUAGCGUAAAUGGUGGUUCGAAAGGAAAGGGAGGAAAGGUUUGUGUGUCAGAUGCCGCCUUUCAAUCUUUAGUUGGUGUCGGAGGAGGUGGUGGCCUAUUAACCAAUGGACGCUGCUAUGAAGAUGGACAAUGCAACAAACCAUGUCCAGGGAACGACGGAGGUAAAUCAUUUUCCGCCGGUGGAGUGGGAGGUUAUAACAAGAAGGCCGGAUGUGGUGCUGGAGGGUUUGGUGGUGGUGGGAAUUGUGGGGGAGGGGGUGGGUACUCCGGUGGUGGUGCUCAAGUGGACGGGAAGAGCGAAAAUCUGGAUCUUAGCGGCGCUGGCGGAGGAGGUUCGUUUGCACCUAAUAAUAACUGGCGUUUGCUGUCUGGAGAUUGCCCCGUGGGAAACGGUUUUGUUACGUUUAAGUUAGUAUCACUGAAUUGA